This is a messenger RNA of Cryptococcus wingfieldii CBS 7118, 1398 nucleotides long. RefSeq lists its product as hypothetical. Lineage: Eukaryota; Fungi; Basidiomycota; Tremellomycetes; Tremellales; Cryptococcaceae. The coding region runs from base 1 to 1398 and encodes 465 amino acids. Gene Ontology annotation, molecular function: guanyl-nucleotide exchange factor activity. The transcript has a single exon. The record is from RefSeq and is a predicted model, not a curated record. Gene Ontology annotation, cellular component: cytoplasm.
AUGUCACCAACCCUCUUCUCCUGCGGCUCCAACGCUGCCUCCCACCUCGCCCUCUCCCACCCGGACGACGUCUCCGUCUUGAUACCGACUUUAUACCACCCCUCGCUCCCUGCCUUUCCAAACGGGACAGAGAUACUCGACGUCGUGUCUGCGUCUGCUCAUUCUUUGGUCCUCCUCCGCCUCCCACCUUCAUCACCUUCUGAAAACGAGGAAGGAGGCAUGAGGGGAAAAGUGGAGCAGAGACAUGUGUUGCUAGGCUGCGGCACGAAUACUUUCGGACAGCUAGGACCAAAGUGCGCCCUUUGGGACGACCUGAAACCCGAGGGAAGGUGGAAAGUCGUCGAUCUUGCGAGGGAUGCGGGACUGGGACAGGAGUGGGAGCCGGUCAGAAUUGCGGCUACGUGGACGACGAGUUUUGUCGUUUAUCGGCAGACUACAUCAGGAGGAGAGGGCGGAGGGGCUGAAGGUGGAGGUGGCAGUAGUGCAGCGUCGGGCGCGAACAAGGAUGAUGAAGAUGUAGUGGAAGGGAAGCAAGUGGUGAUAUCCUGCGGCUCGAACGACUUUGGCGAGCUCGGUCGAGACCUGCCCCUCACUCUAUCCAACACCCCUACGCCCAUACCCAUCUCUCAAGCAUCCCAAGUGCCUACCAUUAUCGACUUGUCUCUACGCCCUGGAGAGAGAGUAGAGUUUUUGAAAGGGGGGCAGAGGCAUGUGGUGGCGGUUGUCAGUGGGAAAGCCGGGCAGAGGGUCGUGGGAUGGGGCGCUUCGAGAAAAGGCGAGUUGAGCGCGGAUACGCUCUCUAGCAAUACUUCAAAGGUGCUGUCUAGCAAAGCAAAAGGCAAAAGCAAAGCCGCUCCUUAUCCCACCACGUCUCCGCCUACCAUCAUCCACCUUCCCGUACCGUCCGACCAACGUAUCAUCAACAUCUCACUCGGCGCUUCGCAUUCUUUGGCGCUACUCUCAGGGGGUACUGUGCUGGGCUGGGGCGGAAAUUUGAAAGGUCAGAUUACGGAUGUACAUCUUGUCAAGGGGGUGAAAGAGAUUGCAUCUACGUGGGGCGGAUCUUACUUUUUGACCGACGAAGGGUUGUUCUCGCAGGGUUCCAAUACGCACAGUCAGCUCUUGCGAGGUCAAAGCGUCGGCAGCGAACUGGGUCAAGUAGCGGUACCGGAAGCUCUGAAAGUCGACCGCAUUGUAGCUGGCACAGAGCACCUGCUCUUCAUCGCCACGACCUCAGAUGGUUCGCAAAGACUCUUGUCAGGGGGAUGGAAUGAGCACGGCAAUCUCGCUCUGGGUGAUCAGCUGGAUCGUGAUUCCCUCAAGGUCGUGCCCGGCUGGGAGGGCAGGCGGACACGGGGUGUCUGGGGAGGGUGUGCAUCGUCGUGGGCGUGGGCGUAG